This is a messenger RNA of Vairimorpha ceranae, 528 nucleotides long. RefSeq names its product synaptobrevin vamp-like protein. The transcript has a single exon. Gene Ontology annotation, molecular function: SNAP receptor activity. The coding region runs from base 1 to 528 and encodes 175 amino acids. Gene Ontology annotation, cellular component: Golgi apparatus. NCBI's taxonomy places the organism in Eukaryota, Fungi, Microsporidia, Nosematidae. The record is from RefSeq and is a predicted model, not a curated record. Gene Ontology annotation, biological process: endoplasmic reticulum to Golgi vesicle-mediated transport.
AUGCCAUUGUAUUCCCUUGUCGUAACAAACAUACACACAGAAGAAGUUGCACAGAAACAUUUUCACUUAUCUGAGUUUUCCUAUUUCCAGAGAAAACCCAUUAGAGAAUAUAUUAUGAUGAUAUCUAAAGAAUUAUCAAAAAGACUACAGACAUAUGAUUUUCAAGUUUUUGAACAAAAAUUUAACGAAAUGACCAUUACCGUUUUUGUUAAAAUAUACAACGAAUAUGCGUAUGUUAGUUGUGGGAAGGAAUAUCCUGUAAAUAUUGCUAAUAAAUUUUUGAGUGAAUGUAGGACAUGUCACGAUAUUGAAGGGUUACUUAAAGAUUACCAAAAUCCUAAAGAACAUGAUAUCCUUGAUUCAAUACAAAAAGAUCUAAAAGAGACACGAGAAAUUUCAGUUAAAACAUUAAAUAGCCUUUUAGAAAGGAAUGAAAAGUUAGAAGAUCUUGUUAAACGAAGUUCUGAAUUAUCUGUAAGUAGUAAAAUAUUCUAUAAAGCUGCACACAAAAGAAAUAAAUGUUGUUAA